AUGGUUUUCCUAAAAACUGUAAUUGUUCUCGCGAUUUUGGCUUUUGCUGUCAAAGCUGCUGAAGAAGAAAAAGUGCCUGAUGUUCUAGAAAUUAACUUGAAUACAACGAAAAUAUUUGUCCACUGUUCAGCAACAAAUGUCAGCGUAAAAUACACACCAGAAGCGAAUAUAGCUGGUAAAUUUUAUUUUGAAAACUCUACAGACCCGGUGUGUCAAAAAGAUUUUUCAAAAGGAGCUGAAGAAACAUUAGUGGUGGAUUAUAAAACUUGUGUUCCGGAUGAGAAUAAAAACUUUAGCAUUAUUGUCGAGUACGUUAAUGAAGCAAAUGAAACUAAAAAAUCCCGUGGGUCUGGUAGUUGUCAACUGCAACCUGUUCAGAAUCUUAAAUUUUCAAAAGGUCUGACAGUGAAGGCAGCACCACCAGCCGAAAACCAUACAGCCGUUGAAGAAUCAGACAUUGAGAUUGAGAUGAUUCCUAUUGAACUGACGAGCGAACCAACCCUGCAAGGUGACUUGAAAUUACUCAGCAGUGAAGACAAAGAAGUUGAAGAAGUUACUGGAGGAGACAAGAUCAAACUGGAAAUUGAAGUAUCAGGAUCUCUGGAAACUUUGGCUCAAUACAAGAAGAUCUUUGUCGAAUCAUGUGUUAUUACUUCGGCUAAGAACGAAUCAGACAAAGUCGAAAUCAAUUACGGAUGCAAUCCAACUGAUUCCGAGAUCCCGCAAUGGACUCAGGAGAAAUACAAGUUUACUUCCGAGUACACAGCUAAGCAGCUUAGUGAAGACAACAGUAUUACUAUUGACUGUUCAAUUACGGCUUGUAUUGAUGAACAUAGCUGUCCUAAGCCUGAAUGUCCAGAGAAAGCUCCUGCUAGAAGACGUCGUGAUGUACUUGGCCGGUUGCUUACUAAUCUCGACAUGGAUGAAUCCAAAUUUGAAACAAUUAAUGUCAACUCACCACCUUUAACCAUCUCUGGAAUGAAAGAAAAAUAA
Molecule: messenger RNA, 993 nt
Organism: Cotesia congregata
Lineage: Eukaryota; Metazoa; Arthropoda; Insecta; Hymenoptera; Braconidae
Source: the annotation of a GenBank genome assembly